AUGGUGAGAACUGGACGAUUCCAUACAAACGUAAGUGAAGAACCAUUAGGUGAAUGUCUUUUAUCAGCUACUAAACUUGUUCGUGUUGGUACUGCUGAUCAAGAUGAAUCUUGCAAAAAAUUCAUGGAAGUUCUUAUUCCUGAAGUUUUUAAAAAAUUACAUUGUUCGUUUCAUGUUAAUCAUUGGUCAAAGGAAGUACAACUGGGCAUAUUUGAAAUGACAAAAUUACUAAUCGAUUUAAUUGCUGCUCGACUUGCAUAUACACCAGUACCUGUUCAAUUGCUUGCAACAUUGGCUGUAAUCUUCGAUCCAAAUUCUGUCUUUCACCGGAAACAUAAAAAUCAAUCGUUUCAAUCUUCUUUCUCUGAUGAACAAUUAAAUGAUCGUUUACUAUCGUGUCCUUCAUUUUUGUUGAUCACUUCGAGUGAUACACACGGUUGGCUUUGUCAAAUUAUUAAUCGAUUCGUCGAACAAAACGGAAUUCAAAAUUUGAAAGAACAAUUUGAAAAUCAUCAGUCAUUAACUGCUUUGGAAUUCAAUGCUCUACUAAGUCCAUUUGCCAAUUGUAUAAAUUAUAUUUUGAAAGGAAAAUAUCGACUGCUAUUCGGCAAAGACAUUGAUCGAAUAUUUAAUUAUAUUGAAAAUUUAGAAGAAAAAGAUUUUCAAAUUGAACUCGCUAAACUUAUUGAAAAUAAUACAUUAAUCCCACAUGAUGUACUCUUCGCAUAUAUAAGGGAAAAUUCAAUCCUAUGGAAAGCACUUGAAGGUUUUGUUGCACCACACUUUUUGAAAGAAGAUGUUGAAAAAUUAUGGAAAAUGCAGAAUGGUCACUCAUCCUUCAUCUUAGCUGCAGCAGCCAAAUUCAAUUUAGAACAGUUGAACAACUUAAUUGAUUGUAUCGAUGAAUCAUGGAAAAUACAAACGACGCCUAUACAUAUGGAGUCUAUCGUUUUGUUAGGUGAAAUUGGUCUUACAUGUGAAAAACAAUCGACUGCUCGAAUCUUACAAGUUUUAUGGGAUGCGACAAUUACAAACUGUUUGAGUUCAUCGAUGCUCGACUGUUUCCUUAGUAGUCACUAUCAAAUACUUAGCAUAGAGCGUCCGGAAUACGAAGAAUUCAGACAUGAUUACAGUCUCAAAUGCAUAGAACUUGUUCAGCGAAAAGAAUUUUGGCACGCACGCUCCGUCAAAUAUCUCAACGAAAUAUUAGGUCUUGAUUCACCAAAUAAUCAAAAACUUAUUAGUAUCUUAGUUAACAAAUAUGAUGUGAUCACUGUCAUGAUUGAAAAUCUUUCAAAUAUUCAACAGGAUAUGUGGAAUAAGACGCAAGGUAGUGUAAUGCCCGACACACUAGUUGAUGGACAUCUCUCACUCCAACAAUCGACGAAAAAUCAUCUUGAACUACUUUCAUUUCUAUUGAAAAGAGGCAAUCUUUAUCUGGUACUCAAACGUACCGAACAACUUUGGGAUAUCUUGAUAACCAAUGAACGAGCCACCACAUGCGAUCGUGAACUCGGUUUUAGCUGGUUUAUAGAUUGUGUGGGAGAUAUUAAUCGUGAAACGCAAAUUACUCUCUUUAAACAACGUAUCUCGAGACUCAAUCCAAUUUAUCUUUGUUCUGAAGGUAAUGCCUGCUUCAGACUAUAUUCCCAAAGAUGCAAUGGGUUACGAGAUUUAGUCUUAAAUUCGAGCACAUCAUCGCUCCAACCAAUUAUAAGCAGAGAUUUAAACGCAUUGAUUCGCAUUUAUCAAGGUGAUAUAACAGCCGAACAGAGCGAUGUUAUCGUUGUAUGCUCAUUAUCAACGACUUUGCAUGAAAGUGUUUUGAAAAUCGGUGGAGAUUUGAUAAAGAAUUCAUUUGCAACUGAAUACAAAAAUAAUCCAACUGCUCCUAUCAUUGCUAUUGCAGCUAGUGGACAGCUAGUAGCGAAAACAGUUUACUUUCUUCCAUGGAAACCUAAUACAGAUGUCAUUAAAUGCUGUGAAUCAAUUAGAAAAUUCGUCUCAAAUGCAAUGGAAAAAGCAGCAAGUGAAAACUAUAAAAGUAUUGCAUUUCCAUCUAUUGGCUCCGGUCGAUAUAAAUGUUCAAUCAGUCUUGUUGCUUGGACACUUGCUGAUGAAGUUUAUCGUCAACUAACUUCAGAGAUAAAAUCUUUAGCAGUGACCAUUGGAAAAGGAACGAUUGAAGUUCAAAUAGGUGAUAUAACAACGCAAAAAGUUGAUGUUAUUAUUGGAAACUCAUCGUCAGAUAUUUUAAAGAAAGAAAUAAUGAAUGCGGCUGGUAAUGAUAUUGAAAUAGCGUAUGCAAAAGAAUAUGAAAAUAAUCAAAAAUCACUCCUACUCUCAAUUCCAUCUGGUAAACUGCCAUGUAAACAAAUAUUUUUUAUCAAAUGGAAUCCAGAUAAAAAUAAAGAUGUCCUUCGACAAUCAAUCGUUGAUUUUAUAUCGAAUGUUAUUCAGAAUGUUAUUUUGUAUGAAUUUACUUCAGUUGCAUUUCCAGCUAUUGGAUGCGGACAGUACGGCUGUCUUACAAAUAUUGUAGUUAAGACGAUGGUUAAAGAAAUUAAGCAUCAACUUGCAAUGAGAAAUAUACCAUUAAUAGUGAAGUUUGUUAUUCAACCUACACAACAAACUAUUUUUGAUCAAUUUUGUAAUCAAAUCUUGUCAUCCCGAGAAGACUUUGGAACGUCAACCGAUUAUCAGCUACCUUCAACAUGGGAGCAAUCAACGGGAAAUAAAUUACGAUUUGUCGUAUCAAGCAAUAGUGCUGAAUAUAAAUCGAUUAUCGCUGAUUUCGAUCAGACAAUGAAUGGAAAAUAUACUACAAUAAUACAAAUCGAACGAAUUCAAAAUGAACGAUGGUAUGUACAAUAUGUAGCACAUAGUAAAGAAUUUCGACAACGGCUCCAUACAGAUACUGAAAAGUGUUUAUAUCAUGGUUGUCCUCAACAGAUAGCAGACUUAAUUAUUGAAAACUGUUUUAAUCGAAGUUUUGCUGGAAAACAUGGUACAAAAUACGGUGUCGGUGUUUACUUUUCAUCAUAUGCCUCUUAUAGCCAUAGUUAUACUGAUCCGAAUUCGAAUGCAGACCGAUGUAUGUUCAUGGCUCGUGUGCUCAUUGGAAAAGCAACUCAAGGAAAUACUUCAAUAAAGAGUCCACCUGUUGGAUUCGAUUCGACAACUGAUGGGAAACAUAUUUUCGUUAUCUAUCAUGAUGCACAAGCUUUUGCUGAAUACUUAAUCACCUACAAAUAG
Messenger RNA from Adineta steineri, 3255 nucleotides. Lineage: Eukaryota; Metazoa; Rotifera; Eurotatoria; Adinetida; Adinetidae. The record is from the annotation of a GenBank genome assembly.